AUGGCGUCCUCCAUCCUCCCGGCAGUCUUCAUCCUCGUUUUCCUAAGUGGGGCCACAGCGCAGCUCUCCAAGAACUUUUACUCCAAGUCUUGCCCCGGCGUCUUCGACGCUGUGAAACCCGUCCUUCAGUCCGCGAUCUCAAAGGAGAAGCGCAUCGGCGCUUCCCUUAUCCGUCUCUUCUUCCACGAUUGCUUUGUGCAGGUAUUCCUCCUCCAUAUACUGGUGAGGGGUUAUCCUGACUCUUUGAAACUCUUCCCUCACUCGUGAGACUAUUUUUCCAGGGUUGCGAUGGAUCAAUACUCCUCGACGACACUGGAAAUUUUAUCGGGGAGAAGACGGCGAGGCCUAAUAACAACUCCGUCCGAGGAUUCUCCGUCAUAGACCGGAUCAAGUCCCGAGUCGAGAAGGUGUGCCCAGGCGUAGUGUCAUGUGCCGACAUUCUGGCGAUCGCUGCCCGAGAUUCAACGGUCAUAGUAAGUAUUCAUGCAAUGCAGAUCCUCUACAUUCAUAUUUCGUACGGCUUUAUUAGUUGAGCAUUGAUUCUACGUUGAAAGUAUCGAUUCAUUAAAAUAUAAAAACUCCCGCAUGUAUCAACAUAAAAAAUUAGUCAGUAGAUAUGUUCUACAGUAGCAUUGAGGAAUCAAAUCAUACGACGCUACACGGUUUAUUUCGUCAACUACUCUUAACAAAAGUCCUUCCUUCAUUGAUCCACCUCUAAUGCAAUCAACGAUUGAUGUGAAGCUCGGUGGCCCAAGCUGGAGAGUGAAACUGGGGAGAAGAGAUUCAAGAACAGCUAACAUUACUGCUGCAAACAGCGACCUCCCUCCUGGCAGUGCCAACCUCACUACCCUCGUCAGAAGUUUCAGAUCGAAGGGCCUCUCUACGAAAGACAUGGUGGCCUUGUCAGGUACAUCAGAUGUGAUCCCUCUUCUCAGGUUUUAAACGUAUUCUCCAUGUGAUUAAAUCAACGAUUCAACUCUACGGGUCGCCAAUUUAUUUAAAACUAAAAUAUUCAUAUUUAAAUAUAUUUACAUGUAUUAAUGUUCGUCAUCUUUGAAACCUAUCAGGAUCUCAUACAUUAGGACAAGCUCGCUGCGUGACCUUCAGAGCCCGCAUAUACAAUCAGACCAACAUCGACCCCUCCUUUGCUAGGACGAGGCAAUCUCGCUGCCCGAGAGCUUCCAACUCCGGCAACAACAACCUGGCACCUCUCGACGUCCAGACUCCCAAUGUCUUUGACAACAACUACUUCAAGAACCUGAUCGACCAGAAGGGUCUCUUGAAUUCAGACCAGGUGCUCUUCAAUGGUGGCUCUACCGACUCUCUGGUCAGAAAGUACGUCAGAAACCCCAAGGCGUUUGACUCAGACUUCGCCAAAGCCAUGAUAAAGAUGGGGGACAUCGCGCUACUCACUGGUUCUCAGGGAGAGAUCAGGAAGAACUGUAGAAGAGUGAACUGA
This is a messenger RNA of Spirodela intermedia, 1459 nucleotides long. The record is from the annotation of a GenBank genome assembly. NCBI's taxonomy places the organism in Eukaryota, Viridiplantae, Streptophyta, Magnoliopsida, Alismatales, Araceae.